AUUCAAAAGUUCGAAAAGUUCAAAUACUUUCAAGUGUGGAACGCGAGAAACGGGCGUUUCUGAAAUUCAAAAUGGCGUUCGCUGCAGCUCGGAUGAUACUGAAGGAUAAACGGAGGAAGGCAUCCAAGGAGGACUUCAGGGACCCCAGGAAUAGAAGCAAGGCUCGGAGCGCUAGCACCAGUAGCUUUAGGAGUGUAAGUCAGGCGCGGAAUAAACCCGCAGACGGCAGUGGGCACGUCAACCAGAAGAACGCGGGGGGCCAGAAAGCGACGCCAACGAGUCAAAAAGGUGGUCCAAAAACCCCCGUAAAACCGUCAGCGCAGAAGGGAGCAGCGAAGACCGCGCCACCGAAGCAAGCCGCGGCCGCCGCCGCCGCCGUCAAAACUCCUCAGGGGAAGAAGAAGAAGGGACACAAGCACCAGCAGUACGAGCUCAUUGUUACUAUUAAUCUGUCCGAGUAUGGCCUUACGGAGGAGCAAGUGGCAGAGUUCAAAGAAGCCUUCAUGUUGUUCGACAAGGACGAAGACGGCACGAUCACCAUGGCGGAGCUGGGGGUUGUCAUGCGCUCGCUGGGACAGAGACCUUCAGGUACGUUUGUAUUCGUAUUUUACAAAGAAGCCUUCAUGUUGUUCGACAAGGACGAAGACGGCACGAUCACCAUGGCGGAGCUGGGGGUUGUCAUGCGCUCGCUGGGACAGAGACCUUCAGGUACGUUUGUAUUCGUAUUUUACAAAGAAGCCUUCAUGUUGUUCGACAAGGACGAAGACGGUACGAUCACCAUGGCGGAGCUAGGAGCAUGCGCUCGUUGGGACAGAGACCUUCAAGUCAGUUCUGUUGUAUUCGUAUUUUACAAAGAAGCCUUCAUGUUGUUCGACAAGGACGAAGACGGCACGAUCACCAUGACGGAGCUGGGGGUUGUCAUGCGCUCGCUGAGGCAGUGA
Molecule: messenger RNA, 941 nt
Organism: Cydia splendana
Lineage: Eukaryota; Metazoa; Arthropoda; Insecta; Lepidoptera; Tortricidae
Product: calmodulin-like
Exons: 6
Coding region: 72-941 (289 amino acids)
Cellular component (GO): myosin II complex
Molecular function (GO): calcium ion binding
Source: RefSeq, a predicted model, not a curated record